GUCUCUACUCAGUCUAGAGUCGAUCGUUGAAGUGGAAAGUGCGCUCUGUGGAUCUUUACAUUUCGCGGUUAUUUCGUUAAAAAUGGUUUAUAUAGUUUGUUUUGGUAAUUUUUUUUGUGACAAUGAGGUAGCGAUUUUGUGAUAUAUAUGUGUUAGAAAGAUACUAUUAGAAACGCUGGAGUGGUUAUUCGUUUUAUUAAUUGUCGCAAUGUCUUUUUUUAAUUUUGGGGAUUUUUCGGGUACUCCUCAAAGACCUUCGAGUGCUGUGAGUCCUCCCGCCAUACCUUUUUGUACUAGUCCAAGUCAACUUCAAGAAGUUACUCUGGAACACGAUGGAACGUUUUCAAAUACGAUGGGUCUUCGGUCUCCCAGCGGACCUAUGCGUGGACGAUCUGUCAAAGAAUUUGAAGAACAACUUACCAACCUCAAAAAAGAAAAUUUUAAUCUUAAACUUAGAAUAUAUUUUUUAGAAGAAAAGAUGGGCAGCAAUUUUACUUUAGAUAAGGAUAAUAUUGUUAAGAAACAUAUAGAAUUACAAGUUGACUAUGCGAAUUUAAAAAAAGAAAUGGAGGAAAAACAGGAUCUGCUGUGCCAAGCUGUUAAAGCGAUGGAACUACAAGACGAAGAACACAAAAAAUAUGCAGCGGAGAAGGAAUACCAGUUGAACAUGUAUAAACAAGAACAAGAAGACCUCAGAGUACAGUUGCAGGAUAUUAAAAAUGAUUCGGAAGCAACUUCAUAUAGAACCGAUACGACUGGAUUUUGCAGUAGUAAAGCUACGCAUAGUACAACAAAUGAACUACAACAACGAAUUAAAAUUUUGGAAAAUGAGAUUCAUUUAGAGAAAGAGAACAACGCCUCGCUACAAUUCGUCAUUGGACAAACCGAAACGUUAAAAAUCCGUUGUGAAAAUAUGCAGAAAGAGAUGCAUGCUAAAGAAGACAUAAUCAAAAACCUCCAAAACGAAAAUGAGACUUUGAGCACUAGAAUUACGGCUAAUACAAUGCAAAUGAAAGACCUCCAAGAUAAAUUAGAUGUUAUGUAUAAAGAGAACCAAACUCUCCUCAAAAAGAUGGUAACCGACAAUAAGAAGUUUGAGGAAUUGGCAGAACAAUAUGCCGAACUUAAAAAAAAAUACAGUGGUAUGAAGGCAGACCUGGAAAGAGAACACAAAAAAACCGAAAGAGUCAAGUCAGCCAAUGAUACAAAAGUGUCUGAGCUAGAAGAAGAAAAUGAAAAAUUGAAAUUAAAAUACCGAGAACUCCAAUCUAAAUUUGAUGCAGCUGUGACUGAAAUAAGGAAAAACCAAAAUCUAGCGGUGUCUAAGAGUCCGAUGCUGAAAUCUAACAAAUCAAAUACUGACUGUCGUUCUGUUUCAGUUCAGGACCCAACAACACCUACAGGAAUUGCGGAAAAGAACGCAUUACAUGUACAGAUAGCUUCUUCUUCCGAAAGUACAAUAUCUUCAACUUCUUCUACGUCUUUAACGUCUCCGUCUACUAAGCCAGAAAAAUAUAAUGUCGACUUUGAGGAGUUGUUGAAGAGUUCUAGAAAAGAAAAAAUUAUUAGUCUAUUCACGUCUCUUAGACAGGAUUACGAAACCCAAAGGCAGAAACUAUUCAAAUUGAAAACGGAGCAAUUCAAGGCAUGUGAGAUAAUAAAAAACAUGAUCGAAUCCAGGAAUAAGGCCAACGAUGAAAUAACCCUUUAUCAAAUGCAGAUAAAAAAUCUCGAAAAAGAAUUGGAGUCGGUGGUGUCUAAGCCUACUAGUGAUGGUGACAUUGCUCCCUUAAGAGAAAGAGCUGUUAGGACCAAUAAUGAGAAAUCGAUGGAGGAGAUGCAAGCGGAAGGUAUGGACAUGGCAGAGCAGUACAAAGUUCUUAGUGUUGAGUUGGAGGCCAAAAUACAGAUACUGGAGGCAACUUUAAAAGAAAAAGACAACCAGAUUCAAAAGAUUCGCGAACAAUACGACAAUCUAUUAACAAGUUUGGAAUAUAAAGACAACAAAAUAACAGAGUUGGAAUUUGAGGUAUUAUCUGGAAAUCCAGACGCUAAAGAAAAAGAAAAGGAAAUAGAACGACUCAACUCCUUUUUACAAGAAAUCGUUAAUAAAGAAUUGUGGGAGAAAAACAAAGAAAUUGAAAAGUUACAUAGCAAACUGAUGAAUUCACCGGAAAUUUUAAAAUUGAAGAAAGACCUCACAGGAAAAGAUCAACAACUUAAAGUUUUGAAGCAAACUAUUUCUGAGCUUGGUUUAGAUCUGAAUGUUGGUUACGAUGCAGAGAUGAAAGACUUUUCUUCAUCUCCAACAAAAAUCAAUAACAUCAGAACCCUUCAAGAUGAAUUGAAAGCUUGCAAAGAAGAAAGAGACUUCUUGAAACUCAAAAUCAAAGAAGUAGAAGCCGUCAACUACCCUGAAAUUAUUGAAAAACUGAAAAGCCAAGUGGAAUCUCUAAAAAUUGAUUUAGAAAAAUCCGAAAAACUCAAACGUGAAUCUAACAAAGUUUGUACUUUGCUCAAUUGUCGAUUGGAAGAGUUAACAAUAUUUUUAGAUUCUUUGUUAAAACAAAAAUCAAUUUUGGGUUAUAUUGGAAUGCAUAAAGAGAGAAAAUUGAGAGAAAUCAUUAAUAGUAGCUUAGAUUUAUCAAAAUCUUUUAAUAUGAGUUUGGGCUUCAAUCCUGACCAAAGCUUGGCACAACUCUCAAACAUUACAUCAAUUUUAAAUGGAUCAGCAUUUAAAGAUUUGUCUCUGGACUCACGAGAAGUCGAAGAAAGUCCCGAAAUUUUGAGUAUAGUUCCUAGUGAUAUUACCCUGACAUACCAAAGCCAUUUAUACAAACAAAACAAAAAAUCCGAACCGAAUUGCGAUGAAGUCAUCACGGCGUUAAGAGAACAAAUUGUUAAUUUGAAAUCGGAACUUCAGCUGAGAGAUAACGAGUUAAAUAAAUUAAAUACCAUUACCAAAAUAUCUGAUACAGAUGAGGAACAAAGAAACAAUAACUUGAGUGGAUACGCUAGGGAACUAUCCAAGUAUGUAACUCCUACAAAAAGUAAUACCACUUCAACAACUUUGAAAUACCAAAGUGACUGCCAUUCAGAAUCAGAAGGAUGGUCAGAACCAGAUAGAGCAGUGUCCAGAGCUAGAAUAGGCCUUAAUCAAACUCUUACUAAUUCCAUAACAUCUAAAGAAGAAAGGUUUAGCGAAAGUACUGAAGAUGAAGCUACCUGCAAUGUAACACCGAAGAUUAAAACGAUGUAUGAUAAACAACAGAUUAUUGAACUUCAUCAACAGAUGAAUGAAUUACAAAUGGAAUGUGAACAAAAAACUCAACAACUGAGAUCAACUGUAGCCAAGGAAUUGUACGAACAAGUAAAAACUAACUUGUUGCAAACAGAAGAGAAACUUCUCAAUGUCGAAACUUUGAAAUCAGAAGCGGAAAAUCAAGUUGUUGCUCUUAAAAUUCAACUGGAAGAUUUGAUGAAAACCAAGGAAGAGUUAAUGCGUAGUAUUGUGAAUAAAGAUAAAGAAGUACAAAAUUUGAUAAACUCUCUAGAAGUUGAAAAAACUGAGAAGUUGAAUUUGACUGAAGAACUUAACAGGGUUAUCCAAAAAGCAAAAGAGGAUUUGGUGAACUAUGAAAACAAAGAAAAGGAUUUCAAAGAACUUGAAACACGAAUGAAGAAGGUUGUUGAAGAAUUUGCAGUAGAUAUAGAAGCUGAACAUAUUAGAAAAUUAGAGGAAAUUGAGCAGAAAGUGACUGACAAAAUUGAACUUAUCAAAGAAGAAUAUUCCAACAAUUAUGUACAGAGGAUGAAAGAGAUUGAAGAGAACUAUUCCAAAAACUUCAUUAGAAAAUCUGAAGCGGAACAAAAAUUACUUGAAGUUGAUAGACUUAUAAGUGAGUUGGAUGAACUGAAGGAAAUGGUCGAUUCCUAUGAGCGCACAUUAAAAAUGUACCAAAAUAAAGAACAAGAAAUUAGUAAUAAGGUGGCAGAAGAACAAGAAAAGAUUUCUAAUCUAAGAAAGGAAUUAGAUGCUACAACUUUACAAUAUUCAGAAUCUGUAUUGGAGAAAACCAAACUGGCGAACGAAAAGACUCGAUUGGAGCAAGAACUUGAAAGGUAUAACUUAAGAGAUUCUGAACUUAAACAACAACUAGCGGAAAUCCGAGCUGAAUGCGAUUCCGUAUCCCAAAACUACCAGCUACAAAUUUCUACAUUACAAAAACAGAAGUCGGAGCUUCAAGUGAAAAUCAGUGUGUUGGAAUCAAACAAUGCUGAAUUACACAACAGGUUCGUUAGAGCACAGGCUCAUCGCGUCGAACUUUCAUCUACAAUGCCAAAUUUGAGUACCACAAACCACAAUAUUGGCUUCCAAAGACAGUUUUCUCAGCCUAGUUACAGUUCAGAGGAUAACUUAGAAGAAUGUAGCAGGUACAAUCUUAACACCUCGUUAGCAAGAAAUAGACAACAUCCAGACGUUGAUAGACAAGAAGCUAACGCAUCUCCUGAUUUGGGGAUCGAAAGUGACCAAGGACGAUUUUCAAGUUUGGAAAUGCAUCACAAUAAUACUAAUAUUGUUAGACCUUUAUUACAGACUAUAGAGUUGACUGAAUCUAUGAACAAUUUACUUGAUGGAGAUGGGGAUACCAACGAGAAGAUUGAUAGUGGGGAAAAACAACAUUGCUGUCAGAAUACACAAGAGUUAAGAAAUGAAAACCAUGAACUCAAACGAAAACUGCUUGGAAUGCGUCGUGCUUUAGAAGAAACUGCCCAACAACUCACAAUUGCCAAUCAGCGAAAGAGACAAGUAGAAAAGACUAUUUGUAAACAAAUUCACAAAACGAGCCAAGUUCUUCGACAGGCUAAGGCCAAUCUUGAUUCUGGUUCAGAAAGUGAUGCAUUCAAGAUGUAAUUAUACAAAAACUUAAUUUUACAUUUGUUUUUAUCUAUUUUUAAUUUAUUUCUAAAUAUGAAUAUGUACAAUGAAUAUCCUGCUGUCUGUACAUUAUUUGUAUCAUAUAAAUAUGAUAGAAAUCUCUUUUACAAAAUCCUGGGAAUGUGAUAGUUCCCGAAAUCUGUGUGCCAAUUUUUAUGCUUAUUUUAAUGGGGUAUGGUAUGUUUAGUAUAAAAGGCAGAGUGUUUGCGUAAAAUGUUAGUAGUUUAAUGAAAUCAACAGUAUUUUGUGAUAACAUGUAUAUUUUUGUAAACUAUGUAUAUAUUUGAAUAUGUAGAAUAAAUCUUUUUGAUUUUUUAUAAAA
This is a messenger RNA of Diorhabda sublineata, 5261 nucleotides long. RefSeq names its product centrosomin (gene cnn). Lineage: Eukaryota; Metazoa; Arthropoda; Insecta; Coleoptera; Chrysomelidae. Gene Ontology annotation, biological process: positive regulation of microtubule polymerization; microtubule bundle formation; centriole replication. Gene Ontology annotation, cellular component: microtubule plus-end; perinuclear region of cytoplasm; pericentriolar material. The record is from RefSeq and is a predicted model, not a curated record. Gene Ontology annotation, molecular function: gamma-tubulin binding; microtubule binding; transcription cis-regulatory region binding. The transcript has 19 exons. The coding region runs from base 209 to 4915 and encodes 1568 amino acids.